AUGGUGUUUUUCGGCAAAAAAUCGCCAAUCACGGGGAAACAAAAUGCACGAAAAACAACUGGGCUCAAGGCCGCAUCCACGCGCUCAAUUAUCAACAAGUACCACCAGCUGAACAAGCGAAAGUUGCAACUACAGGGGCUGAAGAAACGAAUGAAGAAAGCAGAGGAGCAGGCAAAAGAGGCGGAAAUCGACGCUGAAAUAACACAAAUCGACUCUGAAAUGGAGAAAUUGGGCGGCCUUGAAGUGUACCAGAAGGCGUCUCUCAAGGGCCAAGAUCAGACUAGAGGAGGAGACUCAUCACACGUUCUGCUCAAGUGGCUGAAGAACGAGGGAAACGAACUUGCACUCGAGGAGGGUCAGGAGAAGAAGCUGCUGGAAGUUGGGUGCCUGUCUGUGUCUAAUGCUGUGUCUAAAUCAACCGAGUUCGACACGAUAGACCGGAUCGAUCUGAGAUCGAAUGAUCCGCUCAUAAAACAGCAGGAUUUCCUGAAACGACCGCUUCCCAAGAGCGAUCAGGAGAAGUAUCACGUGAUCUCAUUAUCGCUGGUGCUCAAUUUUGUGCCUGUUACAGCUGACAGAGGCAAGAUGCUCCAGCUGACCACCAAAUUUCUGCAUCCCCAAGGUCUUCUGUUCUUUGUGCUGCCCAAGGCAUGCGUGGAGAACUCCCGGUAUCUUGAUGGCGAGCUGUUCGACUCCAUUAUGGCGUCAUUGGGCUACGAGAAACUUGAGGAGACUACAACCGAUAAGCUGAUCUACCAGCUGUGGAGAUGUCGCCAGGAGAAGGCCAAAUAUCAAAAGUUCACCAAAAACGAGGUGCGAAGUGGUUCUACGCGGAACAACUUUUGCAUUACGUUGUGA
Yarrowia lipolytica CLIB122 is the source of this 858-nucleotide messenger RNA. RefSeq lists its product as uncharacterized. The record is from RefSeq and is a predicted model, not a curated record. Lineage: Eukaryota; Fungi; Ascomycota; Dipodascomycetes; Dipodascales. Gene Ontology annotation, molecular function: rRNA (adenine) methyltransferase activity. Gene Ontology annotation, cellular component: nucleolus.